AUGGAGGAUAUCAAAGAGGAAAUAGAAUACUGGAGUAAUGCAGUGAUUUGUUAUGUACUUGGAUCGAAUCCACCUCCAGUAGUUAUAAAUGGCUACUUCCACAGAAUCUGGGGGAAAUUGGGAAUAGACAAGGUUGCUCAGGUGAACAAAGGUGUAUUUCUGGUUAGAUUUACGCAAGCUGAGAGUAGAAUGAAGGUGUUGGAAGAUGAAGUCCAGAUGUUUGAUAAAAAGCCUGUUAUCAUAAAGCCUUGGACACCAGAUGUAGACACUAGAAAGGAGUUGUUCAGUACUGUGCCUAUAUGGAUUAGGCUCCCAGGGCUGGACAUCAAGUACUGGGGAAAGAAUUCAUUGACAAAAAUUGCGGAAUUAGUGGGUAAACCUCUAAAAGCAGAUAGAGCCACAACAUGGAAGGAGAGGAUGACAUUUGCAAGAGUGUUAGUAGAAGUUACACUUGAUCAGCCUUAUCCACAAAGCAUAAUGUUUGAGAAUGAAAUAGGGAAAAUAAUUGAACAAAGGGUGCACUAUGAGUGGAAGCCAACACUAUGCAAAGAGUGUAACAAUUAUGGGCAUGAGAUGGUGGAGUGUAGGAGACAUAUUCAGGCAGAAAAACAGAUGGCAGCUAAAAAAGAAGGGGAUACGCAGAAUAAGGCAGAAAAGGAAAAGGAGCAGAAUAAAGAUGGAAAGCAGGAAGGGAAUCAAAGUCAGAUUGGAAGGGAACAAAAUGCUAGUGAAAACAACAAUGUAAAGGAGGGGGUUAAGGCAAUAUACAUACAGAAGGGGAGUAGAGCACAAAGAGGAAAGGAUAUAACCAGAAACAACAUCAACUUAGAGAAUUCAUUUGGUGCAUUGGGAGAGCCAAGUAACCUGGGAGUAGCGGAAUAG
This is a messenger RNA of Nicotiana attenuata, 882 nucleotides long. RefSeq lists its product as uncharacterized. The record is from RefSeq and is a predicted model, not a curated record. The transcript has a single exon. Bases 1 to 882 code for a protein of 293 amino acids. Lineage: Eukaryota; Viridiplantae; Streptophyta; Magnoliopsida; Solanales; Solanaceae.